Notodromas monacha is the source of this 1227-nucleotide messenger RNA. NCBI's taxonomy places the organism in Eukaryota, Metazoa, Arthropoda, Ostracoda, Podocopida, Cyprididae. The record is from the annotation of a GenBank genome assembly.
AUGGCGAACCCAAAUGAGCGAAUUGUGCAAAGUGAGCUGGACGAACCGUCCCCAAGCCCCUCAAGUGAUUCCGCAUCGGCGUUCGCCCAAAGCUAUUGCAACAACAAUCAGUGGGCACAUCUCAUGCUCCCAGCCAUACGAUCGUACUGUGCGUCCUCACAAAUCCCACAUCUGGGAAACCGCGACGAACUCGUCGCAGCGCUCCAAGCGCAAGGCGUACAGCCCAUCAACGUCCUCCAAAACACGACACCGGGCCCCUCGGCCAGUCCUUCCGCCGCAGAACUCACGGCCAACAUAACCGAAACGCUGCUCCGACGCCGGGCAGACUUUCCAAAACAGGCCAAAGGAGAAGACUUCGAAGUCUACCUCCGACGACUGGAGAUAGCAUUCAGUCACGACGGGACGUCAAACAACACCAAGAUCGACUGCCUGAUCGGGCACACGACACCUACAGUCGCGGCGGCCGCCCAACGACUGUACAACGAGGGCUACCACAAUUACGACGACAUCGCCGAGCGGCUCAAAAUACAAUUCGGGCUCUCGCCCUUCGAACAUUUCACGCGAUUCCUUGCUCUACGCCCACUCGAAGAUGAAUCAUGGGCACAGUUCGGGAAUCGCCUACGAUGCGAAUACAUUCGCUAUCUACCGCUCAGCGCAACCGACCUACCCGGACAGGAGAAAUCCAUCACAGCUGCCCUCAUCGGGCAACUCCUAGCGAUCACCACAGGAGGGCUCCAUGCCCAUCUCUACUCCAAGGCAACCGCCGAUCGAACCCUAACAUGGGUCAACUGCCUUGCAUACGCGGACAAAUACCGCCGCAUGCACCCCAAUACGCCACGAGCAUCACCCGCUCCACAGAGCCAACAACAAACCAACCGACGACCAAAAACCACGGCGUCCGGCGUACAGAAACAUUACUGUGACCAUCACCAACGGUCACACGGCGGCAAACUGCCCGAACCAGGGAAACGCCAAGAUCGGGCAGUGAUGGCUGUCCUCUGCUUGAUCCCCCAAGAUACAGACAACAGCCUCACGAUCAUUGGAAUCAAGAACAAACGCGUUACAGCGCUGAUCGACACUGGAGCCACCAGGUCAUUCAUGGCAACCGACAUCACAGCAGAAGUAGGGCUCACACCCCACCCGACGAAAGCGAAGAUCUCCGCAGCCGUCUUACACAUCUCUGCCGACGUCAGCCACUCGAACAGAACGCGAUUGCAAAACUACUGA